Ctenocephalides felis (cat flea) is the source of this 413-nucleotide messenger RNA. RefSeq lists its product as uncharacterized. NCBI's taxonomy places the organism in Eukaryota, Metazoa, Arthropoda, Insecta, Siphonaptera, Pulicidae. The record is from RefSeq and is a predicted model, not a curated record. The transcript has 2 exons. Bases 66 to 413 code for a protein of 115 amino acids.
CGAUUUUUUUGUUUAAUUUUUUGCAAAAACAAAAGCCAGCCACUUUCGGCGUGCAUCAUUUAUAAAUGAUUCGACAAAUAACCAAAUUCCUCGAAAACGUCUCCGCGAGUGCGUUAAAGUUCCAACGGGAAUUCUACAAGGCCAAAUCGAAAGAGUUCAGGAUGCUCCUUCAGCAGAUCUCGAGGAGCAGGCAGGGGACGAUUUUUAAGAAGCAGCCUGCACUCUGGUGUCUGGUCGGAUGUCUAGUAGGUGGUUUUAGUCUGGCCACUCUCAGCCUGGCCCGCACCGUCAAGAAUCACCCGGACGUGUACCUAAUCCGCCGCCACUCGGGCGAGGAGCGCUACUGGCGCCGAUACACCAAACUGUUCGACGUCAACGGAUCGCGCAAGUACUGUCCCGCACCGGACUUCUGA